AUGGGCGAUCGGAACCAAGUACUCGAGGAACUGCAGUGCAUCAUCUGCCACGAUUGCCUGUACAAGCCCUUGAGCUUGGGGUGCGGGCAUACGUUCUGUCGGUUGUGCUUGCUGCAGGCAUGUGAAGCGCAAGGUCCCGGCGUCCAAUGUUCGUGUCCAGUGUGUCGCGAGCAGAUUUGCGGCUGUAUCCGCGCCCUCAACGUCAACCUCACGCUAUGGAAUGUCAUUCGCAUCGUGUACCCCAACGGGAAAUCCGAGGCAGACGAAGAGGCAGCGUUUCAAUGUGCCAAAAAUUCGUUUGAGCUGCACCAGCAACUCCGUCGCUUGAUGCUUCCACCAGCGUCUGAAAGCGCAGAUGCCGUCAACGACAACCGUGAUGCGUGGGGGAAUAACCAAGAUCGGCGGCAACUUCGCGUUGAAAUCAGCGAUCACGAAGAAGCGAUGGCGCUGCUUGCAAGUGAUUCCGAUACCUUCGCGAGCGACAACGACGAUGAUGGCGACGACAAUACCAGUCCGUGGGUCGUGCGCGUAGAGAAUCUCGAGGCCGACGAGCUUCGCAUCCGCCGCAAUGUUGUCGUCGACCAAGAUGACAUCAACACGGACGGCAACCCCACGAUGCGGAACGCGUUUGGCAUUGUCGAGUUUCCGAGCGUCUUGGAAGCGUACGCGGAUGGCCAGGACUGCCAAAUUGCGCUGCUCCAACUGGAAGAGGACGAGGAGCAGACAGAAGGAUUUCCCGUUUUUAUGGCAGAAAGCGGCGACGACGACCGCCUCGUGUUUCCGCAGUACUUUAGCGACGUCCGGCUCACGGUGAGCCCGAUGGACGAUCCCGGUCAGCCCGUCUUAGUGCGAACGGUGAGUGCGAGCCACGGCAUGGUCGAGUUCAGGAAUCUUCGGCUGCAUGUCCCUCCCGGACACUAUUUGUUUCGAAUGGAAGACAUGGAGCGGGAAUUGUUUAUUGAAAUCAGAACCCACAUUGCGGACGGCGGACGGCCCGACGCUCCACGCAACGCGUCGCCACACCGGAUGCCGCAUCGACCGCGACAUGAUGUGUGGCGCUUGGCGGACAGCGGCAUGCAUCGCCCUCAGGCAUUGACUCUUCAUCGACAUGGAAGCGACGAGUUCUCCGACGACGAGAUCAUGUAUGAAAGUGCGAACGAGUACGACAGCGACGAUUCGUUCCUGGCGUCCGAAGACGAAGAUAGCAGGCGUCGGCAGAGACAGCGGUCGCUCGAGUCCGUCUACAGUGAUGAGGACGGGAGCGACGGAGAACACGUACCCGUUGAACCUGCCGCGCAGGAUGACGUGGAUGCGCCCAUGCAUGAACAAGAAGAUGAACACGAUGAUGAAGAGGACCACGACCCCAUCGUAGUUCGAGCUCCGGCUUCCCGAAAACGCAGCCGACGCCAAGUUACGUCGUCGGAGGAAGAAGACGACGAAGACAUGCCUCUGAAUCGGCUUGCAUUCAAGCGGCGGCAACGUGCCAUUGCAAACGAAGACGAAGACAGCGACGAUAUCUAAGCUCACCUGCGGUGGCUCCAACCGCCACCACCACCACCUCAACAUUCCUCAAGGCCUCUGCCUGUCAGCAACGGCGCCGGGAAGGCAGACUGACUUGCGUGCGAAAGGCUGCUUGCAUCGCGACCACCACGUCCCCGAUCUCCUUCUCUAUUUAACAAGCGCGGAGGCAAAGGCAAUUGGUAGGAGCGCUCGACUUGUAGAGGGCACCUUUGAACACAGAGAAACCAUUCCAAUUCAUA
This is a messenger RNA of Aphanomyces invadans, 1760 nucleotides long. RefSeq lists its product as hypothetical. NCBI's taxonomy places the organism in Eukaryota, Oomycota, Saprolegniomycetes, Saprolegniales, Verrucalvaceae. Gene Ontology annotation, biological process: double-strand break repair. The coding region runs from base 1 to 1521 and encodes 506 amino acids. Gene Ontology annotation, molecular function: nucleosome binding; ubiquitin-protein transferase activity. The record is from RefSeq and is a predicted model, not a curated record. Gene Ontology annotation, cellular component: site of double-strand break; nucleus. The transcript is spliced from 6 exons.